AUGUCGUCGGCAACAUUCACACAAACGAGAACGUUUGCUCAGAACCUUGAAAAGCAGACAGAACAGCUUCUAAGCCGUUUUUCGAAGAUCCAGUCUGGUGGUGUUUCAGUGGACCCUUCUGAGGAGGAAACCACUGUGGCCACAUCAAUCAUUGAAAUCCUUGAUAAGAGAGAUGAAGUUGUGGGAAGACUCAAUCGUCUACUGGAGAGUGACGUGAACAUUUCCACGUCCAAGCUUCAGCAGUUACAGAGACACAAGGAGGUGUUGGCAGACCACAAGGGCUCCUUCAAUAAGAUCCAAGGCCGAAUCACGGAGGAAAGAAACAGAAACAAUUUGCUUUUCACCAUCAGAUCAGACAUUUCCGCCCAUAAACAGAGGGAGAUUUCGCUGGGGCCAGAUAGCGAGAACAACUAUAUAUUAGACGAGAGAGCCAGGGUGGAUAACGCCAACUCCUUUGCCGAUAGACUCCUCCAACAAGCGUAUGAAACAAGAGACGAGCUUUACAGUCAACGUGUGCAGUUGCAGAAUGCAGCCACUAGAGUUCUGGGAACGUUGCAGAAUAUUCCUGGCAUCAAUGUGUUGAUUUCGAAGAUCAACACUAGAAGAAAGAGAGAUACGUUGAUUAUGGGCUUUGUCAUUGCAUUUUGUAUUAUUGGCCUUUUCUUCCUCGCCUAA
Messenger RNA from Candidozyma haemuli, 675 nucleotides. RefSeq lists its product as uncharacterized. The transcript has a single exon. Gene Ontology annotation, cellular component: SNARE complex; cis-Golgi network; Golgi medial cisterna. Gene Ontology annotation, molecular function: SNAP receptor activity. The record is from RefSeq and is a predicted model, not a curated record. Gene Ontology annotation, biological process: vesicle fusion; endoplasmic reticulum to Golgi vesicle-mediated transport. Lineage: Eukaryota; Fungi; Ascomycota; Pichiomycetes; Serinales; Metschnikowiaceae. Bases 1 to 675 code for a protein of 224 amino acids.